UCUUGAUGUGUUUCAUGAUGGUUCUUUCUAAAUUGACUUGACAAUAUCAGGGUCAUCUGAAUGGGCUGCAUGCACCAGCAAAAUGCAAAGGCUGUUUGGUUGCAACGGUCGAACAAACACCAAGCACGUGGAAAUGGGGGCUCCAAUGCACUUGGAAAUUACGGUGCUUUGUCUUCGUAAAUCGCACACCCACUUCUGUAAGGCAAUUUCACCAACAGUUUAAUGGCCAUCUGCAGCUCCAAGUAAUUCUCCACCUCAUCGUGAAAGAUGACCAGUUGUGCCCUCGAGGGUGGCUGUCCCAGCGACUAUGUAGCUGUCUCCAUCUCAAUUCUCUCUAUUUUCUUGCUUGUUGUAAAGUGGACGUUGCCCUAUAUAAUUCACAAAGCUCCAAGACCCAACGGCAGCAGCUUUUGGCUUGUAGCAAUUCAAGUUAUGGCCAGCUUCAACCUUCUGUUGUCAAUUGUGAUGUCCUUUAAUUUUGUAAAGUUUAAAAGACAUUGGUGGAGAUCUUGCUACAUUUGGGCAGUGUGGAUUGAAGGGCCUCUGGGAUUUGGUCUACUCUUGAGCUGUCGCAUUGUACAGGCAUUUCAGUUAUACUACAUAUUUGUAAAGAGACGAAUGCCACCAAUUAGGUCACAUAUUUUUCUUCCGUUAAUUCUGUUGCCAUGGACUAUUGGUUCUGGAGUUAUUCACAUGAAAAAGCCUCUGAAUUACCAUUGCCACAUGGGAAGCCAGUGGAUCAUCCCAGUUAUUUGCCUUCAUGCAUCAUAUGUUGUUGCUUUGGUGGGUUUUACAAGAGCUCUUCAUCAUAUAGAGUUUAGAUUCAGUGAAGUCAAAGACCUCUGGCGGGGAAUACUUGUAGCCACUUCUUGCAUCGGAAUAUGGGUGGUGUCUUAUGUUUUGAAUGAGAUCCAUGAAGAUAUUGCAUGGCUUCAAGUUGUCUCAAGAUUUAUGUUAUUAUUUGCGACAAGCAUCCUUGUUCUGGCAUUCUUUUCUCUUUCAAUCUCUCAACCACUAGUCUCACUCAUAAGCUUGAGGAAGAAAGACCCCCAAAAAUGUGAUACAAUGAGUAGUGCAUUGGGCGUACUAGAUAGUGGGCUUCUAUUACAAGGAGAGCAAACACACCCGAUAUCUCCUAAUGAGCCUCUGGAUAAGCUUCUUCUUAACAGAAGAUUCCGCCAAUCAUUCAUGGAAUUUGCAGACAGUUGCUUAGCUGGGGAGAGCGUCCAUUUUUAUGAUGAAGUGCAACAGCUUGACAAAAUUCCUUUGAAUGAUCCCACAAGAAGAAUUUACAUGGCUCGACACAUUAUUGAGACAUACAUAGUUUCAGGUGCAACAAUGGAGGUGAAUAUAUCUCACAGAAGCAGACAAGAAAUUUUGGCUACGCUUGAUUUAGCACAACCCACUCUUUUUCAAAAUGCAGUAAAUGAGCUGAUGCUUUUAAUGAAAAUGAACUUGGCAAAGGAUUACUGGUCAUCUACAUCCUUCUUAAAGCUGAGAGAACAGGUGGCUAUGAGGACAGUCAGUCGUGAAUCAGAACAAGUCAAUGGUUGGAAUUUCUCUCCCAGGUUAAGCUCUGUCCAUUGUGCUGAUGACCCGUUUCAUGAGGAACAUAGUCCGAGUAGCUCUGAGUGUCGAAAUCACAACCUCGACAUGAAAUGAUUAUUUAGAGGCUCAAAAUGGUCUUAUAAUAAUGGUAUAAAUCUUCAAAGGGACUGCUUUGGUUAGUUCCUCAAGCUGCACCUGCCCCCGGUUGGCUUGCUCUGGAAACGCCCCCUCAGGAGAAGAGAAAAGAUGAGGCUGAUUGAAACCUCAGAUGUGAUCGAUACUGUAGGGUUAUAAUACCUAUUGUGUGUUCCAACACAAUCCUCAUUUUGAGAUAGGUCUUGCUCUCAGACCAAACUUAAGAUCAAGGAAAUCCCGUUUAAAUGUUAUUAGACCUCUACACGUACAGCAACUUUGUGUAGCUGCAGCUGAAAUUUCUGCAUCCUUCCAUGUGGAGCUUCUCCUGUUUUAGCAUCAGGGGGCAUUGUUCUGUGGUAAUGGGAGAUUGAGCUAAGAUGAUCAGCUGAAGCUAGGGGUAGGUCGGCAACGGAUUUGAGCUGUCACUGGUGUCAUUUAUGAGACGAUGAAUCACCAGCAUGUUAGCAACGCUAGUCUAUAAUAAUAGUGUACUGACUUUGUGGGCCUACAGAGCAAAUUAGCUCGAUGAUGCAACUGUGUAUAUAUCAUUCUCGAAUGGUUCUUAUCGUUACUCUCUUUUUUAAGUUGUGACUUUCUGUUCUUGAUGAGUGAUGAUGAAUGAUGAGACUAUGAGACGUCAGACUCGAA
This is a messenger RNA of Coffea arabica (coffee), 2331 nucleotides long. Lineage: Eukaryota; Viridiplantae; Streptophyta; Magnoliopsida; Gentianales; Rubiaceae. The record is from RefSeq and is a predicted model, not a curated record.